AUGCAACUUGAGAAAGAGGGAGUGUUUAUGGAAGAUCAAGCCAGGGCUCCCGAAAUAUUGUUACGUCAAGGACACGGGAGAGCCGUUGAUUGGUGGAGUCUUGGCACGCUUAUGUAUGAUAUGCUUUCGGGAUCUAUAUUACGAGGUGAUUUCAUACCUGUACCUUAUUUAAGUCGAGAAGCUGUAUCACUUAUUUCCAAGCUUUUAGUUGUUGAUGUCAGUAGACGCCUUGGUUCUGGUCCAUCCGAUUCCGAGGCGAUCAAGAUGCACCCGUUCUUUCGUAAUACUGAUUGGGAUCGUGUUCUGAAAAAGCAGGUUGAACCACCCUUCCGACCCACUUUGACAUCUGAUACGGAUGUUUCUCUUUUCGAUCCCAAAUUCACUCAAGAAAAUCCCGUCGAAAGUCCGGAUGAGGGCUUGCCAAUAUCUGCAAUGGUCUCUGAUGUUUUUGAGGGAUUUACUUAUGUCGACCCCCAAAUCCAUAUUGACAUGGCUCGUGAUCCAUGGGUAUCUACUUGGCAAACCAGUUCACGCUCGCGUCGAAGGUCUGGGAUUUCAUCCAGCAGUUCUCCAGGCUUCGUUGGACAUACAAUCAUGGCAAAUCCAAAUACACUUAUGCAAGGAACUGAUAUUCUACAUGUUGGAACCCCUCACCCCGAGCAGUUGCAGUCUACGUUGGUUGCACAUCUUCCAAAUACUGUUCAAACUUCUAUCCCGACUCAAUCACAGCCGUUUGUUUUUGCUGAAGAUUUCGAGGAUAUGGACGUCGCCAGUACUAAUUUAACCUACAGCAACAACCCACUUGAUAGCCAUUCAACUGUCAUAAACACUGUCAAUAUAUCCACCAGUAAUUCUGUAAGACCUACGUAUGCUUUACCUCUUGGUUCCCAUCGCUUAGAAAAUAGUCGAGUGAUGGAAACUGGUAUUUGUGAUCCAUAUUCAUCGCGCUCGGGCGAACAUGUUAAUGGAGUAAUUCCUAAACCAAUUGACACACGUCUAGUAAGCCCAUCAAGUUCUGCUGCCGCACAGGUAUCAGCACUUGCUGCAGCAGCGCUUGCUACUUCAUCCCGUUUGGUUGGUUCUUCUGUACACAUACCUUCAAUUGCGUCUCAUAACUCUCCCAAUCGACCUUUCAUGAAUGAGCAUAUGAUGUUUGAUCCUCAAAAUAUCAGACUUAUGAAUUUGGGAAAAUCACAACCACAAACUCCAUUGGCUGCAGUAGAAAGUUUGCAUGUUCAGAGGAAAUAG
Molecule: messenger RNA, 1248 nt
Organism: Schistosoma haematobium
Lineage: Eukaryota; Metazoa; Platyhelminthes; Trematoda; Strigeidida; Schistosomatidae
Product: Ribosomal protein S6 kinase beta-1
Exons: 5
Coding region: 1-1248 (415 amino acids)
Biological process (GO): protein phosphorylation
Molecular function (GO): protein serine/threonine kinase activity; ATP binding
Source: RefSeq, a predicted model, not a curated record